Scylla paramamosain (green mud crab) is the source of this 723-nucleotide messenger RNA. RefSeq lists its product as uncharacterized. Gene Ontology annotation, biological process: DNA integration. The record is from RefSeq and is a predicted model, not a curated record. NCBI's taxonomy places the organism in Eukaryota, Metazoa, Arthropoda, Malacostraca, Decapoda, Portunidae. Bases 1 to 723 code for a protein of 240 amino acids. The transcript has a single exon. Gene Ontology annotation, molecular function: nucleic acid binding.
AUGGGCGCUAAUUGGCUUGUGAUGACUGACGCCUACUCAAAACACCCCUGCAUCAGCCAAAUGCAGUCUAUACGAGUAUCUACGAAGGCUACUGUGAAGCUGGUUGAACGGGACUUCGCGCACUUUGGAUUCCCUCGUGCGCUAGUUACGGAUAAUGCCCCAACCUUCAAGUCCGAGGAAUUCCAGAGUUGGUGUAAGGAGCGAGGAAUUACGCAUCUGACCGGAGCACCAUACCACCCAGUAAAGAAUGUAGCUGCGGAACGUCUGGUGCAGACAUUCAAACAAGCAUUCAGGAAAUCAUUCCUGCCACCGAAGGCAGCAUUGCAAGAAUUUAUAAGGCAGUAUCGUCGAAUACCAACUGCUAGUGGUUACUCACCGAGUGAAUUACUAAACAAUCGGCAAAUUCAGAUUAAAAUAGACACAUUGCUACCCUCGCCAGCACAUAUUGCACAAGGCAAACAACCAAGGGAAGCAGUUAAGUCGCAGUAUCGGGAAACACUGUCGCGUCUUACUACUACUUAUGACGUCGGUGAUCCUUGCUGCGCUCUUUACUACAGGCCGCGACGAGACAACGAUCCUAGGUGCGUUCCAGCUAUGGUGACCAAACGCUUCGGCAGCCGCACGGUGAACGAUCGAGUUCAUCCCCAAGGACCCAUUUGGAGAAGACACCUAGAGCAGUUACGCCCUCGCUACUCGUCUGAGGAAGAUAACGAGCCAGGCUAG